Messenger RNA from Neohortaea acidophila, 1347 nucleotides. RefSeq lists its product as uncharacterized. The transcript is spliced from 2 exons. Bases 1 to 1347 code for a protein of 448 amino acids. NCBI's taxonomy places the organism in Eukaryota, Fungi, Ascomycota, Dothideomycetes, Mycosphaerellales, Teratosphaeriaceae. The record is from RefSeq and is a predicted model, not a curated record.
AUGGAGUCGGACUGCAGAAUAAUACUAGACGACGGAGCGAAGAUCGAUGGCAUUACUAUCGGCGCUCCCAAGGCGAAACUGGGGCUUGGAGGCCUUCUUCAGCACGAUAUAUCCUUACGCUUCCUCUCGGUCGUGGACAUCCAGCGCAUUCCUUUGCACAUCGCAUUAGGCAGUCCGUCCCGGGUGUAUACAUCACACGAGGAGACGCAAACUUGGUUCCGCGAUGCACUUCUACGGACACAACCCGAUGAUCCAACCCGUCCAUGGUGGGAAGUGGUAUCAACGGACUCUCCACCAGGGAUUCUGGUCGCUGUGCCUCAAAUUGAUGAUGAUGGCCAGCCCAAGGCGCCUCGAGUGACGGAACUUCUCUUCUAUGUGUCUAACGUGGAGGCUCGACAAUGUCCACCCACUCCGCCACCCUCCUCCCCUUCCAUUACAGCUGUCGACGAAGGGAAGCCACGGCCUGGUAGUGAACUGAAACUAUUCGCUUUACCGCUCUCCUCCGAUCUACUUUACCGCCCUCCUGAGGAUGGUCCGUCACCGCCAGCAUCGCCCACUGCCGAGAAGACUGAGAUUGAGGCAAAGUUCCUGCCUCCAGCGUUCGCGCCCGUCGAAGCACCUGUCCAUCAACCACCAGUUCGCAAGCGGAAAAGCGCUAACGACGUCUUCGACGAAGCCAAUGAACGGCGGAAGAAGGCUCGACGAAAGGGAGGAGAAGGUGUCUCUGCCGCCGCCGCCAAUCGAACAACCGAUUCACAGAUUCCAACUCUACAGCAUCGGCGUUCUGGCAGCAUUUCCCUGCAGUCGAGGCCCCACUCGCGGUCUCCGAGCCUGGGACCGUCCAGACCUGCAACAGCUGCCCAGCCCGCACCGAAGAAGUCCACACUCUCGCGUGUACAAAGUGUGAACAAUCUGCACGAUGCUACCACCGACAUCGAAAGCAAGAACAAAGAUGCCAUUUCCCGCAUUGUCAUGGCAGGCAUGCGUCUGUACGGGCUUUCGCAGAGCAAAGGUCGGAGAUCACGAAGCGACUCUACAGCUUCUUCGCCUGCCGUAGACACGACGUUUGAGGAACGCGAAGCCACUCGCAAGAACGACGAGGAGUUCAAGCUCAUAUACCACCAGGUGUACAAAGGCACUUGCUUCGCUUUCCGAGCUUCAAUCGCGGACAAGGCGUUGCAGCCCUUGACAGACGCCGUCAGGGAUGUUGCGGACAAGUUGCUGUCGAUCUUCUGUCAAGACCCGCUGGACACUGGCGGAGGGUUCGGCGGUGUACGCGAGGAAACCGACGGCAAAUUCAAUCAGUUUGAUUCACCUACUCCUCAAUCUAAAAGAGGAGUAGCAUGA